CAAAACUGUCCGUACGAUGGGGUGCAUGCUCCCCUCGCCGCAGCGCGCGUGCCCGGGCGCCCCGCCGCCGUCGCUGCCGCCGGCGGAGGACCUCCUCUUCGAGAUCCUCCUCCGCCUCCCGCCCGACCCCGACUGCCUCCACCGCGCCGCGCUCGUCUGCAGGCGCUGGGGCCGCCUCAUCCACGGCCCGGCCUUCCUCCCCCGCUUACGCGCAUUCCACCGAACACCUCCCGUGCUCGGCUUCUACCACAACUCCCGCUCCCUCGGCCCCUCCUUCGUCGCCCUCGCCGCGCCCGCGGGGCCCUCGCUCGUGUUCGGCGACGGCGACUGGAGCCUCCUGGGAUGCCGCCACGGCCGCGUGCUCCUCCGCAGCGGGCCCGGCUGGCUCCAGCUCCUCGUCUGGGACCCCGUCACUGGCCACCGCAGCUCCGUCCGCCUCGGCCGCCUCGCGGGCCACGUCCGGGCCUGCAACGCCGCGGUUCUUGGCGACCAGGACACCCGCCGACACGGCUCCUUCCGCGUCGCCUUCGUGUUCACCGGCGAGGGCCGCGCGUCCGCCUGCCUCUAUUCGUCGGAGACCGCCGCGUGGGGCAGGCUGAUCACCGCGGGGACAGCGCGCUGCGGCGACGUGGGCAAGAAGCCCAGCGCGCUCGCCGGGGACGCGCUCUACUGGGCGCUCGACGACGGCCGACGGCGACAUCCUCGAGCUCGACAUGGGCAAGGAGACCCUCGCCGUGGUCGAGCCGCCGCCGCCCGACGCUCUGGCUCUGUACGGGAGGAGCAGCAUCCAGCUGAUGGCCUCGCCGGACGGCGCACUCGGCCUCGCCGUGAUGGACGUGUUCAGCCUGCAGCUGUGGGCGCGGGAGGCUGGCGGCGCCGAUGGCGUCGCAAGCACCAGCAGCUGGGUGCUUCUCAAGAGCAUUGACCUCGACGUGUUCGCUCCAAUGCCAUUGCCAUGCGCAGGUGGGCGGGUGAUUCUGGUGCCGCCUGUCCGGCUGCUCGGGGUUGACGAAGGUGGCAUCUCUGCGUUCAUAUGGACAAUUGAGGGGAUCUUCAUGCUCCAUCUUGAAGAUGAGAUGCUGAUGAAGAAGGUGGCUGCUUCCAGAGUGGUGGACUUUGUUUAUCCCUAUUCAAGCGUCUAUGUUGCAGGUGGAGGUGGUGAAGGUGAAGAUGCUGGUGCAGUUCAUGGAAGUGGACGGCUGUAGGAUCUUUGGUUUGCAGAGGUGUUCAAGGAUCAGCUAUGCAUCUGCACUGCUUUCACCAAUGUCUAACGUAUUAAGCACAUACUACCAUAUAAGUAUUAUUAGCUAUUCUAACUUAUGUUAGAUCACGCAUGUUUCAGUCGUAAAAGGCCAAUGUGUCAGUUGCUCUAUGUUUGAGAUUACAGCUAAUACUCCAUUGAGCAUAUAUUUGCUUUAUGCGAAGAUAUUAUCAGAUUAUCUUUAUGCUCCGUA
Molecule: messenger RNA, 1454 nt
Organism: Oryza sativa Japonica Group (Japanese rice)
Lineage: Eukaryota; Viridiplantae; Streptophyta; Magnoliopsida; Poales; Poaceae
Source: RefSeq, a predicted model, not a curated record